GGCAGAGGCAGCUUACAACCAGUGCCAGAACCUGCAGGGCUGACCUCCUUCCACCACAGGCUGGAUCCCGGGAGACAGGCGGCGCUUGCAGGUUGGGGUGGGCCAAGCCGCUUUCCCAGUCUCCGGAAUACUUAAAGCGGAGGGGCUCAGAACUUGACGCCGAUCCCGGGUUUGGAGGGAGCGACUUCGGGGAUCCAAGCCGGAGGCAGUGCAGCCGCGGAUCGGGAGCCACCAUGUCUUCGAUGAAAGUCUGCAUCAUCGGAUCCGGGAAUUGGGGAUCUGCCAUUGCAAAAAUCAUUGGCCAAAAUAUCCAGAAAUCCCUGAAAUUUGACCCCAUUGUAAAGAUAUGGGUAUUUGAAGAGGUAAUCAAUGGACAAAAACUCACAGAGAUAAUUAACCAAGAUCAUGAAAAUGUGAAGUACCUUCCAGGGCAUAAACUACCUCCAAAUGUGGUUGCUGUAGCAGACCCAGCAGAAACAGUAAAUGGGGCAGAUAUUAUAAUAUUUGUUAUACCUCAUCAGUUCAUUCCUAAAACCUGUCAGCAGAUUGCUGGCCAUAUAAAAGGAGGAGCCAUUGGAAUUUCACUCAUCAAGGGUAUAGAUGAAGGCCCUAAAGGACUGAAACUCAUAUCUGAUAUCAUUCGAGAGAAACUGAAGAUAGAAGUCAGUGUGCUCAUGGGAGCCAACAUUGCUAAUGAAGUGGCAGAUGAAAUGUUCUGUGAAACAACCAUUGGUUGCAAAAAUCCUGAAAGUGGGAAGAUCUUUAAGGAAUUACUGCAAACCCCAAAUUUCAGAAUUACUGUGGUGGAGGAUUGUGACACCGUGGAGCUCUGUGGAGCCUUAAAAAAUAUCGUGGCAGUAGGGGCCGGUUUUUGUGAUGGGUUGGGCCAAGGUGACAAUACCAAGGCAGCUGUGAUUCGUCUGGGCCUAAUGGAAAUGGUUGCCUUUGCUAAACUCUUCUGCAAAGGCACUGUAUCAAUAAAUACAUUUCUGGAAAGUUGUGGUGUUGCCGAUCUGAUUACCACUUGCUACGGGGGACGCAACAGGAAGGUGGCUGAAGCUUUUGCACUUACCGGAAAAACGAUUGAACAGCUUGAAAAAGAAAUGCUGAAUGGACAAAAACUACAAGGGCCUCAAACGUCAGCUGAAGUCUACAAAAUCCUGAAGCAAAAGAAAAUGGUUGACAAGUUUCCAUUAUUUGUAAAUGUCUACCUGAUCUGCUAUGAAGGAAAGUCUGUCAAAGAUUUCAUCACUUGUUUGCAGAAUCAUCCAGAACACAUGUAAGAUGGUGUUGUGACUCUCCAAUUAAGUAUCCCUCUGCACAAUGAUCCUGUCAAUUCAAUCAUGAUGAAUAAAAGCAAGCAAAACGAGAUAAUUUGUACCCAAUGUUCACUGCCUAGCACCUUUACAGAAAAAUAAAACUCUU
Messenger RNA from Rhineura floridana, 1425 nucleotides. RefSeq names its product glycerol-3-phosphate dehydrogenase 1-like protein. Gene Ontology annotation, cellular component: glycerol-3-phosphate dehydrogenase (FAD) complex; cytosol. Gene Ontology annotation, molecular function: NAD binding; glycerol-3-phosphate dehydrogenase [NAD(P)+] activity; protein homodimerization activity. The transcript has 9 exons. Bases 234 to 1283 code for a protein of 349 amino acids. NCBI's taxonomy places the organism in Eukaryota, Metazoa, Chordata, Lepidosauria, Squamata, Rhineuridae. The record is from RefSeq and is a predicted model, not a curated record. Gene Ontology annotation, biological process: carbohydrate metabolic process; glycerol-3-phosphate catabolic process.